UAUAUAUUAUUAAUUAUUAUUAACACACAGAUUGCCUCAACAACAAAAACUUUUCUCACUUUCUCUUCGUGUCUUCUUCUCUUUCAUUACCUUUUUAGCUCUUGCUUCCAAUUGGAGUUCAUGCAGAUCCACAAGAUUUUUGUGCUCUUCCUUGCUCUGUCCUCUCUCAUCUAUCCUCUUUCAGCCUCAUCUCGUAAUAGACAUGUUAAGGAAAUUGGCCGUGAAGAUAAAGCACAUCAAGCUGAGGCUUUGAUGGAAGAAAGUGAGAUGGUGCCAAUUCUGGGAGCAGGGGAAGAGUUUGGGUUAAUAUCGAAGGGAAGGGGAAGAAUGGAUAUAGAGAUAAAUGAUUAUCAAUUAGCCGGUCCAAACGAGAGACAUAGCUAUUCUCCUCCUGGUGGUAACUGAGUGAUUAUGUAUACUAAAACCACACCGGAACGGUUGGAUCGCGGAAUCAGUUGGAGUAUUGGUCCGGUUCCAAUUGAGCCGACGAGUUGGACUCUCUUUAUAGCUCAAAGUGACAAUUUUAUGGGAUGCUCAUAGUGAAGAUACUCUUUUUAGUUUGUGUGUUUGUUUGUUCUCUAGUAGGGACUUGUAAGGUAAACAGCUAAAAAUGUUACAUCUAAAUGUGUUUAUUGGUGAUUAAUAUUGAACCCGUAACCAGGACUAAUUAGUCACGGAUACAAAAUCCCUGACAAUUGUUUUGUGAGGGUGCUGGAGCCAGGGAUAAUAUCUCUGACAAAAUUCCUCACAAAAGCAUUUGUCAAGAAUUUUUUAUACUGCGAUCCCUUACAAAAUCUGUGACUAUUUCAAUGUGUUUUAUAUUGUAAUGCCCUUGAUAAGGAUUCUUUUCCGAUCCUCAUGUGUAUGGGAUCAUAUCAGUCCAAUCAAUAAUAUCUAACUUGUAAUGCCUG
This is a messenger RNA of Cuscuta epithymum, 911 nucleotides long. NCBI's taxonomy places the organism in Eukaryota, Viridiplantae, Streptophyta, Magnoliopsida, Solanales, Convolvulaceae. The record is from the annotation of a GenBank genome assembly.